GGGCGAGCUCGCUGAGGGGCGGGGUCUAGGGCCUGCUCGGGUGACGCCCGGCAGGGAAGUAUCGCGGGAAGAUGGAGUGAACUUAGCUCUUAGGAGUCGCUAUGGUGACAAGAGAGGCCCGAGGCUUCUUGGUAACUGGUCCCACUUCUGUGAGUACGAUCGCCACCGCUUUCCUGCCACUUAAGUGAGUACAAUCAAGUGGCAUUUUAAAAUUUUGCUGGAAGGUGGAGACAUGAGACUGAAGAUAUCUCUUUUAAAAGAACCAAAGCAUCAAGAAUUAGUAAGCUGUGUGGGCUGGAAUACUGCUGAAGAACUGUAUUCAUGUAGUGAUGAUCACCAGAUAGUGAAGUGGAACUUGUUAACUAGUGAAACAAGUCAAAUAGUAAAGCUGCCUGAUGAUAUUUACCCAAUAGAUCUUCACUGGUUUCCGAAAAGUUUAGGCAUAAAGAAACAAACUCAAGCAGAAACCUUUGUUCUCACAAGUUCUGAUGGCAAAUUUCAUCUGAUUUCUAAGUUAGGAAGAGUGGAAAAAAGUGUGGAAGCUCACUGUGGAGCAGUACUUGCUGGACGAUGGAAUUAUGAAGGAACAGCAUUAGUUACAGUUGGAGAAGAUGGACAAAUAAAAAUCUGGUCAAAGACUGGAAUGCUAAGAUCAACUUUAGCUCAGCAAGGAACACCAGUGUAUUCGGUAGCAUGGGGCCCUGAUUCGGAAAAGGUUCUUUACACAGCAGGCAAACAGCUGAUCAUUAAACCUCUUCAGCCAAAUGCUAAAGUUUUACAGUGGAAAGCUCAUGAUGGCAUUAUUUUAAAAGUAGACUGGAACUCAGUCAAUGAUUUAAUUUUAUCUGCUGGCGAAGACUGUAAAUAUAAGGUAUGGGAUAGCUACGGCCGCCCUCUGUACAGUUCACAACCUCAUGAGCAUCCUAUUACCUCAGUUGCCUGGGCUCCAGAUGGAGAAUUAUUUGCUGUUGGAUCAUUUCAUACUUUACGCUUGUGUGAUAAAACUGGGUGGUCAUAUGCUUUAGAAAAGCCCAACACUGGCAGCAUAUUUAAUAUCACAUGGUCAAUUGAUGGCACCCAGAUCGCUGGAGCCUGUGGAAAUGGACAUGUUGUUUUUGCACAUGUGGUGGAGCAACGUUGGGAGUGGAAAGAUUUUCAAGUAACAUUAACUAAAAGAAGGACCAUGCAGGUUCGUAAUGUUCUUAAUGAUGCAGUGGAUUUACUGGAAUUCCGUGAUAGAGUCAUUAAAGCCUCUUUGAACUAUGCACACUUAGUUGUUUCAACGUCUCUUCAGUGUUAUGUGUUCUCUACGAAGAACUGGAAUACACCACUUAUAUUUGAUCUCAAAGAAGGAACUGUUAGUUUAAUUCUGCAGGCAGAAAGACAUUUUCUUCUUGUAGAUGGUGGUGGUAUCUAUUUAUAUUCUUAUGACGGGCGCUUCCUUUCCUCUCCAAAAUUUCCUGGAAUGAGAACAGAUAUUCUAAAUGCACAGACGGUCUCUCUGAGUAAUGAUACCAUAGCAAUAAAAGACAAAGCUGAUGAAAAAAUAAUCUUCCUCUUUGAGGCAUCAACUGGAAAACCACUGGGAGAUGGGAAGUUUCUUUCUCAUAAGAAUGAAAUUUUGGAAAUUGCUCUAGAUCAAAAGGGACUUACCAAUGAUAGAAAAAUUGCUUUCAUUGAUAAAAAUAGAGAUCUCUGUAUCACUUCAGUGAAACGAUUUGGGAAGGAAGAACAAAUUAUCAAACUUGGAACAAUGGUGCAUACUCUGGCGUGGAGUGAUACAUGCAACAUCCUCUGUGGACUUCAAGAUACUCGAUUUACAGUGUGGUAUUACCCCAAUACGGUUUAUGUGGACAGAGACAUUUUGCCUAAGACAUUAUAUGAAAGGGAUGCAAGUGAAUUUAGUAAAAAUCCCCAUAUCGUGAGUUUUGUUGGAAAUCAGGUAACUAUAAGAAGAGCUGAUGGCUCACUGAUUCACAUCAGCAUAUCACCAUAUCCUGCUAUUCUCCACGAAUACGUAAGCAGUUCAAAAUGGGAAGAUGCUGUAAGACUUUGUCGUUUUGUUAAGGAGCAAACCAUGUGGGCUUGCCUAGCUGCUAUGGCAGUCGCUAAUCGAGAUAUGACUACUGCAGAAAUAGCCUACGCAGCAAUUGGUGAAAUUGAUAAGGUUCAAUACAUCAAUUCUAUAAAAAAUCUUCCAUCUAAAGAAUCAAAAAUGGCCCACAUAUUAAUGUUUAGUGGGAACAUACAGGAGGCUGAAAUGGUACUUCUUCAGGCUGGCCUUGUUUAUCAAGCGAUUCAGAUCAAUAUUAAUCUCUACAACUGGGAAAGGGCACUUGAAUUAGCUGUUAAAUACAAAACACAUGUUGAUACAGUGCUGGCCUACCGACAAAAGUUUCUGGAGACAUUUGGUAAACAGGAAACUAAUAAACGAUACCUGCAGUAUGCAGAAGGUCUUGAAAUAGAUUGGGAGAAAAUCAAAGCCAAAAUUGAGAUGGAAAUUACUAAAGAACGAGAGCGAUCCUCAAGCAGCCAGCCCAGCAAGAAUAUUGGUCUUAUGCACUAAAUGCCAUGCUUACCUUUAAGAAGUUUUACCUUUUGAAACUGAUUCUGAUUAACCAAGGAUAAGCUUGUUUUCCUUGCUUAAAAAAAGGCAGAAUCUCUAAAUAUAAGCGCUCGCUGUGUAUUUAAUACCAAAAGGAUAUUCAGAAAGACUAAGCACAAAAUAAUUGAUGUAAUUUCAUCUUUUAUAUUUUUAGUCCAAUAAUUAGCAAAACAGCCUAUAUAUUUACGAUGCAUCUAUGUAGUAUUGCUUACAUUCCAGUUUUCUGUCCAUUAUUUUAUCCCUGAAUCUUCAGUAUGAACAAUAUUAAUGCUGAUAAUAAAACAUUGGACUCUUUCAAAUGUAUGUCAU
Molecule: messenger RNA, 2914 nt
Organism: Delphinapterus leucas (beluga whale)
Lineage: Eukaryota; Metazoa; Chordata; Mammalia; Artiodactyla; Monodontidae
Source: RefSeq, a predicted model, not a curated record